This is a messenger RNA of Gekko japonicus, 1655 nucleotides long. Its product is annotated as phosphatidylinositol 3,4,5-trisphosphate 5-phosphatase 2. Gene Ontology annotation, molecular function: phosphatase activity. The transcript has 15 exons. NCBI's taxonomy places the organism in Eukaryota, Metazoa, Chordata, Lepidosauria, Squamata, Gekkonidae. The annotation marks the transcript as partial. Gene Ontology annotation, biological process: phosphatidylinositol dephosphorylation. The record is from RefSeq and is a predicted model, not a curated record.
UGAGGUGGACAAGGUUCUGUCUGGCUUGGAGAUCCUCUCCAAGGUGUUUGACCAGCAGAGCUCUCCCAUGGUCUCCCGGAUCUUGCAGCAGACGGGAGAGCAGGAACUGGAGAGUCUCAUCCUGAAGCUGUCCGUCUUGAAGGACCUCCUGUCCAGCAUCGAGAAGAAGGCCUUGAAAGCUCUCCAGGACAUGAGUUCCACACCUCAGCCAGGACUUGGCCAGCCUUCUUCCCGCAAAGCAAAGAGCUUUCCCGUACAAGCCUUUGAGGUGAAGCUGGACCUGACCUUGGGCGACCUCACCAAGAUUGGGAAGUCCCAGAAGUACACCUUGAGUGUGGACGUGGAGGGCGGGAAGCUGGUGGUACUGAAGAAGCAGAAGGACUCUCAGGAGGACUGGAACACUUUCACCCACGAGAAGAUCCGCCAGCUGAUAAAGUCCCAGCGGGUGCAGAAUAAACUGGGGAUAGUCUUCGAGAAGGAGAAGGACAGGACCCAGCGGAAGGAUUUCAUCUUCGUCAGCGCCAGGAAGCGCGAGGCCUUCUGCCAGCUCCUGCAGCUGAUGAAGAACAGACAUUCCAACCAGGACGAACCAGACAUGAUUUCCGUCUUCAUUGGUACAUGGAACAUGGGCAGUGUGCCCCCUCCCAAGAACAUCAAUUCGUGGUUUGCCUCCAAGGGCCUUGGCAAGACGCUGGACGAGAUGACGGUCACCAUCCCCCACGACAUCUACGUGUUCGGCACCCAGGAGAACUCCAUGGGGGACAAAGAGUGGGUGGACUUCUUGCGGGGGGUCCUGAAGGACUUCACGGAGAUGGACUACCGGCCGAUAGCCAUGCAGUCCCUGUGGAAUAUUAAAAUUGCUGUCCUGGUGAAACCGGAGCACGAGAACCGGAUCAGCCACGUGAGCACCUCGAGUGUGAAAACGGGGAUUGCGAACACUCUGGGCAACAAGGGAGCCGUCGGGGUCUCCUUCAUGUUCAACGGCACCUCCUUCGGCUUUGUCAACUGCCACCUCACCUCGGGCAAUGAGAAGACAGCCAGGAGGAACCAGAACUACCUAGACAUCCUGCGCCUCCUCUCCCUGGGCGACAGGCAGCUCAGCUCUUUCGACAUCUCGCUGCGCUUCACCCACCUCUUCUGGUUCGGGGACCUGAAUUACCGUCUCGACAUGGACAUCCAGGAAAUCCUCAACUACAUCAACCGGAAGGAGUUUGAGCCGCUGCUGAAGGUGGACCAGCUCAACCUGGAGAAGGAGAAGCACAAGAUCUUCCUGCGAUUCAAUGAGGAGGAGAUCACCUUCCCUCCCACGUACCGCUACGAGAGGGGUUCCCGAGACACCUACGUGUGGCACAAACAGAAGCCGACUGGGGUGAGAACCAACGUUCCCUCGUGGUGUGACCGCAUCCUCUGGAAGUCGCACCCAGAGACCCACAUCAAUUGCAACUCUUACGGGUGCACGGACGAUAUCGUGAGCAGCGACCACUCCCCGGUCUUUGCGGCUUUUGAAGUUGGAGUGACAUCCCAGUUUGUUUCCAAGAAAGGCCUUUCCAAAUCUUCGGACCAGGCGUACAUCGAGUUCGAGAGCGUCGAGGCCAUCGUGAAGACGGCUAGCAGGACCAAAUUCUUCAUCGAGUUCUACUCCACGUGCCUAGAAG